AUGCCGUGUGCGGGGAUCCGCGCGUUGGAUUUGGUCGGUGCUGAGCACCUGCGGCUCUGCCGGGCCCUGCGCUGGGCAUCAGAAGCUUGCAGAACGGGAAGGCCUCGCAGCCGGGGGAAGGCGUCUGUGGAAGAUGAAGACAGCGUGGACGGGCUGGAGACGGCAGAGACAGAAAGCACCGCGGAGACAGCAGAGAUCAAAGAACAGUCUGCCGAGGAGGACGCCGAGGCCGAGGCGGACGGCAGGGACGGCGGCAAGCGGCCAGCGCCCGCCCUGCAGCGCUCCGUGUCCGAGGAGUCCGCCAGCUCCCUGGUCUCCGUCGGCGUCGAGGCCAGAAUCAGUGAACAGCUCUGUGCUUUUUGUUACUGUGGUGAAAAAAGUUCCUUAGGACAAGGAGACUUAAAGCAGUUCAGAGUGACGCCCGGAUUUAUCUUGCCGUGGAAAAACCAGCCUCCCUGCAGGAAGGACCCUGAUGACAACAGCAAUGGGACCUGCGAGAAGAUUCAAAACUCGGCACCACGAAAACAGAGAGGACAGAGGAAAGAACGGUCUCCUCAGCAGAACGCAGUGUCCUGUGUGAGUGUGAGCACGCAGACCGCCUCCGACGACCAGGCUGGCCAGCUGUGGGACGAGCUCAGCCUGGUCGGCCUUCCCGACGCCGUCGAUGUCCAGGCCCUAUUUGAUCCCGCAGGCACCUGUUGGGCGCAUCGCCGCUGUGUGGAGUGGUCGCUGGGCGUGUGCCACGUGGAAGAAGCAUUACCCGCAAACGUGGACAGAGCUGUUGUCUCAGGGAGCACAGAACGAUGUGCAUUUUGUAAGCACCUUGGAGCCACUAUCAAAUGCUGUGAAGAGAAAUGUGCCCAGACGUACCAUUACCCGUGUGCUGUGGGGGCCGGCACCUUCCAGGACGUCAGCCACUUCUUCCUGCUCUGUCCAGAGCACAUCGACCAAGCUCCUGAACGAUCAAAGGAAGAUGCAAACUGUGCAGUGUGCGACAGCCCGGGAGACCUGUUAGAUCAGUUCUUUUGUACCACUUGUGGUCAGCACUAUCAUGGAAUGUGCCUGGAUAUAGCGGUCACUCCAUUAAAACGGGCAGGUUGGCAAUGUCCCGAGUGCAAAGUGUGCCAGAACUGCAAACAAUCGGGAGAAGAUAGCAAGAUGCUAGUGUGUGAUACGUGUGACAAAGGGUAUCAUACCUUUUGUCUUCAACCAGUUAUGAAAUCAGUACCAACCAAUGGCUGGAAAUGCAAAAAUUGCAGGAUCUGUGUCGAGUGCGGCACACGGUCUAGCCCUCAGUGGCACCACAAUUGCCUGGUUUGCGACAGCUGUUACCAGCAGCAGGACAACCUGUGUCCUUUCUGCGGGAAGUGCUACAACCCAGAGCUGCAGAAGGACAUGCUUCACUGUAACAUGUGCAAAAGGUGGGUUCACUUGGAAUGUGACAAACCAGCAGACCAGGAACUGGAUUCUCAGCCCAGAGAAGACUACGUCUGCACGUACUGCAAACACCUGGCGGCCGAGAUGGGCGCCCUGGAGCCGGGCGCGGGCGUGGAGCUGGCCGGUGUCCCUGCAGAUAACAAUGACAUGGAAGUUGAAGGCCCUGAAGACCCUGUGGUAUUUCUGGAGCAAGGAGUUAACAAAGAUGCCAGCGGUCAGGAGUCUGCACCUGGAAUUGUUCCAGAUGAGUCAUCUCAAGACAACAUGCUUCCUGAAUUGGAAAAUCGGGUUUCUGACGCAGUCAAUGAUGGGACAGUGGAGCCGCCCUGUAAAGCGUCGCAACCCUGUGCCGGAGGUCCCCGCGAAGACACGCUGGAGGUGACAGAGGACGGCGUGGUCCCCGCGCUCCAGGCGCCGCAGGCCGAGGCCCAGCCUCCAGAAGCCGCC
Miniopterus natalensis is the source of this 1884-nucleotide messenger RNA. The record is from RefSeq and is a predicted model, not a curated record. Lineage: Eukaryota; Metazoa; Chordata; Mammalia; Chiroptera; Miniopteridae.